AUGGAACUGACUAUUACUAAGGACAUAGGAAACGACCAAGUUAUUGGAGGUGACCAAGUUGUUUCUGUUAAGCAGCAAGAACAAGAAGAUUUGUUGUCUGAAGACUUGGUACCUUCUUCUGCUCUAUCUUCAGCGUCAAACUUGUCGUCCUCCAUAGAAGGCGAAGAGGCUACACUGGACUCGAUGCUGGGUCAAAUAGAGAUGCAGUUUUCCCGAGAUAAUGUUCCAUAUUUGGUUGAGGAACUAUAUCAAGAGUUGAACAAUGCUUAUGACGGUCAAUCAGAUAGAGCCAUGUUAUCCACUGAGACUGUUGCUCCAUCUGGUCUGGAGAGAGGUACGUUUCUUGCCAUUGAUUUGGGAGGUUCCACGUUGAAAGUAUGCGUCAUUAGCUUACUUGGAGAAUCCAAAUAUAGGAUCUUGGCACGCAAGACGUGGGAGAUCUCUAACGACAGGAAAGUAAUAAAUCUCGAUUUCUUCCGGAUGAUGUGCGACUGUGUUGAGGAGGUGUUGAAGAUGGGUCGGUUUUUUGACGACCAAGAAAUCAUAUCCACAGGAAUUUCAUGGAGUUUCCCCUUCACCCAGACCUCCCCGAACAACGGCUACAUCUACGUUGUAAGUAAGGGCUAUUCGUUGGAUAGUGAUACCAAGGGAAAGAACUUGGCGGAUCUUUUUUCGAACGCAAUGCUGCAGGAGAAGGGCAUCACCGUGCGGGUUCACGCUGUUGUCAACGAUGCGGUCUCGGUAUAUCUUUCGGGUUCGUAUGCUCAUUCUUGUUGCCUUGGAUUGGUUCUUGGAACUGGAACUAAUGCAUCUUUUGUUGUUGGCAACCGUGUUGUGAACAGCGAGCUCUCAUUCUUUGGCUCGUGUUUUGCAUCCAUUCUAGCCAAGAAUUCGAUCGAUAGAGGAGUAUGUUCGCACUAUGCAGAUAUUCCUUUGGACAAUUAUAUGCGUACUAAAUAUGGUGUUUACCAGCCCUUGGAGUACAUCUGUGGAGGUAGAUAUCUCGGUGAGACCUUCCGUUUGGGAGUCGUCCAAGGUGCUUCCUCUGGGGAAUUGUUUGAAGAUCAAUUUGUUGAGCUUUCUCAGUGUUCGGCAUUUACUACGCCGUAUCAUCUUCAAACAGACGUGGUGUCGAAGAUCUCUGAAUGCUCAUACAUCGAGGCGAAGGCAUUGUUUGAUGAAAGGUUUGCUCUUGAGCUUUCUGUUGAGGAUCACGUGAAAAUUAAGCGCCUCGUCGAUGUUCUUACAGACCGUGCAGCUACAGUAAUGGCCUCGAUGUUAAUGGCCUGUGCAAAAUUUGUUAACGAUCAUUUUAAAGGAGAAGUUAGAGAAGAUAAGAUUCGCAUAGACUUUGUGGGCUCUCUUCUUCAGUAUUAUACAGAGUAUAGGAAAAGUGUUGAGGUAGUUCUUGACAGGUUCCAUGAACAGCUUGGACUGCCUGCAUUUGAACUAAUACAUAUUGAUGAUUCGAGUAUCUUAGGUGCGGCGGUUUCUGCUGCUGCGUUUAAGCACCUGCUUUCCUGA
Molecule: messenger RNA, 1524 nt
Organism: Brettanomyces nanus
Lineage: Eukaryota; Fungi; Ascomycota; Pichiomycetes; Pichiales; Pichiaceae
Exons: 1
Coding region: 1-1524 (507 amino acids)
Biological process (GO): glucose 6-phosphate metabolic process; intracellular glucose homeostasis; glycolytic process
Cellular component (GO): mitochondrion; cytosol
Molecular function (GO): fructokinase activity; D-glucose binding; ATP binding
Source: RefSeq, a predicted model, not a curated record